This is a messenger RNA of Macroventuria anomochaeta, 785 nucleotides long. RefSeq lists its product as uncharacterized. The record is from RefSeq and is a predicted model, not a curated record. The coding region runs from base 397 to 771 and encodes 124 amino acids. Lineage: Eukaryota; Fungi; Ascomycota; Dothideomycetes; Pleosporales; Didymellaceae. The transcript has 2 exons.
UCGAGAUGAGAGUCAGGGAAGAAGCGCGGGAAGCCACUCUCAUAUCCUAGAGGCGAUCAUGAAACAAAUCUCCGUUAUCGCCACAACCCUUGAUCUCCCAACUUCAACCCUCCAUCAAUCCCUGCGCUGCCCAGAAAGCAGGUGGGUCAACUUAUCGAUGCAGCAUAGGAUCGAUCAGGACGCGCAAUUCAUUUCGUGGCACAUAUAUCAGGCGGAAUAAUCUGCAUUUCAGUCUUUUCUUCAUCAUCGCAAGACGAACAGUAAUUCUCAGUCUCUGAACUGUUAGCCACUCAUUCAAACACUCACUACGGUCUUUACCUUUCAUACUAUCUCCAUUCCACUUCAACCAACGAUACCCUUUUCGUCGCUUUUAAUCCACCACCAACAACAAGCAAAAUGAAGUUCACCAUCAUCGCCGCUACUCUCGUUGCUGCCGUCGCUGCUCAGUACAGCGAGGAGGUCUGCUCCGGUGCCGUCACUGUCACCGUCACCGAGACUCUCUCCUACGGCAUCCACACCCCCAGCGCCCCAGCCUCGCUCGCCGUCACUGCGCCCGCUCCCUACCCCACUGGCAGCGCCGGUGUCCCUCCCGUUGUCCCUACUGGCACUGCCCUGACUCCCCUCGCUUCUGAGGUUGCUUCUGGCACUGCUGCGCCUUCUGGCACCGGUGCGUACAGCGCCCCUGUCUCCGAGUUCACUGGUGCCGCUUCCAACCUUAAGGUCGGCGGUAUGGUUGCUGGUGUUGGUGCUGUCGCUGCGCUGUUCUUGUAGAUGUUGUAUCGAUG